UAGGCCUUGAGGCCAGUCAUUCCUGGGGCCCCACUUCUCUCUGUGGCUUCGGCCCACUACUAGUCAUGGCCAGCAAGAAUGAUACUGGUGAGGAGAUGGCUCAGGUCCCCACCUUAGAGGCUGCCUUGGCGAUGGUGGGUGGCAACCCUAGUGGAGGUGACGCCUGCUGUGUGAUUGACCUAAAUAACGGGGGCAGCCAGUUCUGUGAGGGCCAGAACGACUCAGCUGAGGCUGUGAUUAGGAUUCCGAGGCGCCGUUCAUCACGAAGGCAGCGGCGAACUACAUUCCAGUUCACACUGGGGCAGGUGGAGGAAAUGGAAAAAAUGUUCAAAGAAACCCAGUAUCCUGAUGCGCUUGCCAGAAAGGAACUUGCACAAGCUUUGAGUGUUACUGAAGUCAAAGUGCAGACAUGGUUCGUCCAUCGGAGAGCAGAAGAGAGGAAGAGUGAGAGGUCUGUUGAAUUACAGAACAUACCUCCUCGUAUUGAAAAGGUCCUUCUCCCUAGGGAAAGGGACGACAAUCCCUAGAGUGCAAUUUUUGUUCCAGAGCUAAAGGGAAAUCUGCUGACACAUAUACUCAAUAUACAGCUUCACUAAAAUUCAGCACUCAUGUUAACAAUAAAAUCAUGAAUUUCCAAGUUA
This is a messenger RNA of Peromyscus maniculatus bairdii (prairie deer mouse), 641 nucleotides long. NCBI's taxonomy places the organism in Eukaryota, Metazoa, Chordata, Mammalia, Rodentia, Cricetidae. The record is from RefSeq and is a predicted model, not a curated record.